Sabethes cyaneus is the source of this 1258-nucleotide messenger RNA. Its product is annotated as protein lifeguard 1-like. Gene Ontology annotation, cellular component: membrane. The transcript has 4 exons. The record is from RefSeq and is a predicted model, not a curated record. Lineage: Eukaryota; Metazoa; Arthropoda; Insecta; Diptera; Culicidae. The coding region runs from base 95 to 844 and encodes 249 amino acids.
AUCUCUGGCAAUUAUUGCUUAUUAUUUUUUGUGAAUUUGUGAUUCGUCUUUUGGUUGUGACCGAACAAAAUCGUAAAUUUUUACCUUGAAUAAAAUGGCAGAAAUACCAUACCAAAACAUGGAAGGUUCUAGUCAGGCAGCAAAAAAUCUAACGCAUCUCGACCCGGAAAGUCAGGUCGAGAUUCGCGGAAUGACUUUCUCUGAAGAAUCAAUCAGAAAGGGAUUCAUAAGAAAGGUUUAUCUUAUUUUAACUGUCCAACUUGCAGUAACCAUGGCUUUUAUAUCGCUCUUUGUGUACAGCGAACCUGCUAAGCUUUGGACUAUCAACAAUCCAUGGAUUGCAACGACUUCUUUUCUCACGAUGUUUGCAGUUCUUAUUAUAAUGGCAUGCUGCGGUGAAAUUCGACGUAAAACGCCCCAUAAUUUUAUCUUCUUAGCACUUUUCACCGUUGCGCAAGGACUAAUGCUUGGAAUUUUCACAAUCCGUUACGAAGCUCAAGAGGUCUUCACUGCAGUUGGAAUCACUUGUGCUAUAUGUUUGGGACUAACUUUAUUCUCGCUGCAAACCAAAUGGGAUUUUACUAUGAUGGGCGGAUUUUUGUUUGUCGCUUUAUUGGUAGUAUUUGUAUUCGGCAUCAUUGUGGCAUUCUUCCCUGGAAGUGUGGCAAGUUCCGUGUAUUCCGCCUGUGGAGCAUUACUAUUCUCAUUGUACCUGGUAUACGAUACACAGAUGAUGAUGGGUGGCAGUCACAGGUAUUCAAUUAGUCCGGAAGAAUACAUAUUUGCUGCACUCAAUCUAUAUCUAGAUAUCAUUAAUAUAUUCCUUUUUAUUCUGCGUAGAUAAGAUAAAAAAUGUGUAGAAAAAUGUUCUUGACAACUCACGAUUUGAAAUUAUAAAACAUCGAUAGAAAGCAAUUAGAGUUAUAACGUUUAAUUAUUAUUUCCUAACAAAAUUGUUAAAUACUGAAACAUUGUUGUGCGACAAUUUUGAUGACAAAUGCAAAUUUGGCUUUAGUUUUCAAAAGGUCGCAUAAUCAACCCUUUUGCAUGCAUUAUGCGACCAUCUGAAAACUAAAGCCAAAAAUGAAAGAAAUAGGUUUUUAUUACUAUCGUCACUUACACAUUCUCAUUUUCUUUAGUUUUCUGCCUAAGAAAAAGUAGGACAUAUAGUUUUGUUUUUGCCCUGCAUUAUUCUGAAUGAGACUUAAUUGAAUUUCAGGCUUAUACCUGUUUUUGUUCAAAUUAUAAAUAUUCGAAA